GCACGCAAAUAUCGGCCUGUUUUUUACCUGCAGAGUAUCUGGGCCACGGGGUUGUGGUGUGUUUGAACGCAGGGAGAUGUAAUGCAAAUGGAGAACACGCAGGGUAGGAAAAGGGCUGAGGAAGAGGCUCUCCUGCACCGCCGGAUUCAGCAGGCGGAGGCUGAAACCGUCUCGAGAAGACCAGAAAGAGCUGUGCUGCUUCCAGAUGUGCUCUCGCGUGCCAUGCCCAGCGUUACACCCAGGCCUGGCACCGGCGUCGCUGCGCCUGGGGACAUCUCCCUUCCUGCUGAGCCAGCGUUCCCCCUGGGACGGACGCUGCCGCAGCCCCGCAGCGGGUCCGGACGUCUCGGAUUCGCCUUCGCCGUCUGAUUUGUGCAGGUCGAAGGGCAAAGCGAAUUGCCUGGGUGAUGGCUGUGAGCUGGUCUGAUAGGGGACUUCAGACUUUAAUUUCCAAAUGAGGACAACGCCCUGACUGACUCAUCACCACUGGUCCAACAAAGCCCUUGCAGAGCACCUGGUGAAGCAAAGGAGGCCUUUGGAAAACACUGGGGGCCCAGGAUUUGGCCACCAAGAGGUCAUCUGUGGCCUUCACAACCAAGUGACGGGAGCAGAAGAGCUCGAGGGAACCUGAACCUGCUGUAGACGGAGAGUGGCUCUCCAGUUUCGGAGCUUGUCGCCACGUCUGCCCUUGGGGUUGUCUUUUUUAGGUUAAACGUGCCCUGUUCUUCCAAGCUGUCUGGUUCCUCACCAUCCUCCCCUCGGCUCUGGACCGCUUGCUGGGCGCUUUGGCGAAUUAGCUCUAAAACAAGGAGAAACGGACUCCUUUGCGAGGCGAUAAGAGCAGAUGAAACAGUAAAUCAUUAAGCCAGCGCAGUGCACGGUAUCGUAAUAAACAUGCCGUGGGGCAAAGUGCGUUAAUUAAAAGUGAGCGGGGACUCGGGCACGUUAUCGGCCUCCCAGAUUAGACGACGGAGAAACAGCACGUUAAGAAGCCAAAGCUGCACUUUCUGGUGAUGCCCUAUAAUUUCAGCUGGUGGCAGAGCGCUCUGUGGCUACGAAUGCCAACAUCAACCGGAUCUUGAGAUUAUUUUUUGCCCAAAUGUGGUAGAUUGCAGAUCCAAGAAGUUAUUAGCGAUGGCAAACUUCAAGGGUCACGCACUUCCAGGCAGUUUCUUCCUCCUCUUUGGGCUCUGGUGGUCUGUGAAAUACCCACUGAGACAUCUCAGCCAGAAAGCAAACAAGAAGUCCCACAGAAAUUAUUGUUUGCAGCGUGUGGAUGCUAUUGAAGGAGUAGUCAAAAUCAUCUUUGCUCUAAUAGGGAUGCUGGCGGAGCAGUUCGUCCCCGACGGCCCGCACCUCUAUCUCUACAGCGGGGAGAAGCGCGACUGGGUGAAGCUGAUGAACUGGCAGCACACCACCAUGUACCUCUUCUACGGCCUCUCGGGGAUGGUGGACGUCUUCACCUAUUUCUUCCAGGUGGUGCCGCUGGGCCUGGAUCGCCUCAUGCUCUCUGCGGCUGUGUUUGUUGAAGGUUUUCUCUUCUAUUAUCAUGUCCUUCACCGCCCCAUGCUGGAUCAGCACAUCCACUCCCUGCUGCUCAUCGUCGUAUUUUCCGGGGCCUCCAGCAUCCUGCUGGAAGUCUUCCUCCGCGAUAACAUUGUCCUGGAGCUGUUCAGAGCUGGUGUCACCAUCAUCCAGGGAACGUGGUUUUGGCAGAUCGGGAUCGUGCUGUUCCAGCCGUGGGGAGGCCCGAUGUGGGACGAGGAAGACCACAGCAACAUCAUGUUCCUCACCAUGUGCUUCUUCUGGCACUGGGCGGCUGCUGUGCUCAUCCUGACCAUAAACUACACUCUCACUUACUGGUGCACUCAGAGGUGCCGGAGGAUCGGCGGAGAGCCGUACAUCGGCCUCGGGGUGCGGAAGCAGAAGUGCAACACGAGUUCCCACACCGCUUUCUUAAACGGAUCCGAUGAGGAGUGAAGAGGGUGCAGUCUCAGUUUCCAAAUAGUUAAAGAAUCAGCUUUCCGAAAGACAAAUCAAAGUAAAUAUCUAUAUUUUAGAACAACCGAGGAAGGUACCACCACUGAGGUGCAUGGAUGGUAGCCACCCGUGCCAGCACGUGUUUGGAACAAGCACCAUUUGCAACGAUUUUUAGCAACAGAUUUCAGUGCAGAAAUUCAGCAUUGCAAGAUGACUUUGCCCUGCGGGUUCCCACGUGUGUUUCCUUUGGCCAGCCGAAUUUUCAAAGCGCCUCACGGUUUGACCGCGGUGAUUGAAGUCAGGUUGGGUGCUGUGACACCUCCGCAGCAAGGCAGCCUCCCAAGCAGGAGGAGCGAAAGCGCAUUCAAUGCUAGAUUACACCAAAUUCGCAACGUCCAAGUCUGAUCGUGCACAACACAAAUUUGAUACCAAAGCUUGGAAUGAAAGGGAUUUUUUUAUAAUUUAUGUUCACUGAAAGGCUGAAAGAGACCAGAAAUGUGAAAUAAAAAUCCUCAUUGAGUUGA
Molecule: messenger RNA, 2504 nt
Organism: Dromaius novaehollandiae (emu)
Lineage: Eukaryota; Metazoa; Chordata; Aves; Casuariiformes; Dromaiidae
Product: transmembrane protein 45B-like
Exons: 6
Coding region: 1135-1980 (281 amino acids)
Source: RefSeq, a predicted model, not a curated record